Molecule: messenger RNA, 2403 nt
Organism: Sclerotinia borealis F-4128
Lineage: Eukaryota; Fungi; Ascomycota; Leotiomycetes; Helotiales; Sclerotiniaceae
Source: the annotation of a GenBank genome assembly
AUGGCGCCACCAGUUGUCGGACAUAAGUCCAAGAAUGUUAGUAAGGGUAAAGAUGAUGCGCGAACUCUGAAAAGGAAAAGAGAUGUAGAAGAUCAUGAGAAACUUCAAAAAUCAGUUGAUGAACUUGAUGUGAAAGCAGACUUAAAAAACUUCUCCGACCUCCCCCUAUCUGAACCAACCUCAUCUGGACUCGAAGCAUCUCACUUCAAAACUCUCACGGACGUUCAAUCGAAAGCUGUACCUCUCGCGCUGAAAGGAAAAGAUAUUCUGGGUGCUGCGAAAACUGGUAGUGGAAAGACUCUUGCAUUUUUAGUACCGGUUUUGGAGAAUCUUUACCGACAGAGAUGGACCGAAUUGGAUGGCCUCGGUGCCCUCAUCAUAUCGCCUACUCGAGAAUUGGCAAUACAAAUCUUCGAGGUUCUUCGAAAGAUUGGACGAUACCACACUUUCUCGGCUGGACUAAUCAUUGGAGGUCGAAGUCUACAAGAGGAGAGGGAACGUUUGGGAAGGAUGAAUAUACUUGUGUGUACACCUGGGCGCAUGCUACAACAUAUGGACCAAACGGCGGCAUUCGAUGUGGACAAUCUACAAAUGCUAGUCCUAGAUGAGGCGGAUCGAAUUAUGGACAUGGGAUUUCAAACAUCAGUCGAUGCAAUACUAGAACAUCUACCAAAACAGAGGCAGACAAUGCUAUUCAGUGCCACGCAAACCAAAAAGGUGUCAGACCUAGGAAGAUUGAGUUUGAAGGAACCCGAAUAUGUUGCAGUGCACGAAGCUGCAUCAUCCGCUACCCCCACGUCAUUACAACAACAUUACUGUGUAGUACCUCUACCUGCAAAGCUAAACACUCUUUUUGGCUUUAUCCGAGCUAAUCUGAAAGCUAAAAUCAUGGUAUUUAUGUCUUCAGGCAAGCAAGUGCGCUUUGUUUACGAGAGUUUAAGACAUUUACAGCCUGGUAUCCCAUUGCUUCAUCUACACGGUAGGCAAAAGCAAACUGCGAGGCUUGAAAUAACCUCGAAAUUCUCUUCAUCUAAGAACUCUUGUAUAUUUGCUACCGAUGUCGUUGCACGUGGUCUUGACUUUCCUGCGGUCGAUUGGGUUAUUCAAUUAGAUUGCCCUGAGGAUGCUGAUACCUAUAUUCACAGGGUUGGUCGAACUGCACGUUAUGGAAAAGUAGGCCGGGCAGUUCUGUUCCUGGAUCCCACAGAGGAAGAAGGCAUGCUGAAACGACUGGAACAUAAGAAAGUACCGAUACAAAAGAUCAACAUCCGACCUAAUAAGACCCAAGACAUCAAAAACCAACUACAAAAUAUGUGUUUUCAAGAUCCCGAGUUGAAAUACCUAGGCCAGAAAGCGUUUGUCAGUUAUGCCAAAUCUGUCUACUUACAAAAGGACAAGGAGGUAUUCAAUAUCAAUGAUGUUGAUUUGGAAGGAUUUGCAUCGAGUAUGGGUCUACCUGGUGCGCCGAAAAUCAAAUUUCAGAAAGGAAACGAUGCGAAGAACAUCAAAAAUGCACCAAGAGGUGCUAUAGAGUCUAGUGACGAGGACAGUGAAACCGAAAAGAAACCUAAGAAGAAGGAUGAAGUACGAACGAAAUACGAUAGAAUGUUUGAGCGCCGUAACCAGGAUGUUUUGUCUGGUCAUUACUCGAAGAUGAUCGCAGAUGAUACCCCUAUGAAGGAUGUGGAUGGUACAGCGGAUGCCGAUGAGGACAAUGAUUUCUUGUCAGUCAAGAGAGUAUUACCUGUGGAUAAACUCGAUAGCUCUGACGACGAUGAUGAUGUUGCCGCGACUGGUCCAUUAGGAAAGGUUAUAGAGGGUAUCAGCAAGGAUCCUAUCGUGAUAGACUCUAAACGCAAAGAGAAAUUAUUGAAAUCCAAGAAGAAGCUAUUGAAGCUCAAAGACCGAGGAACCAAAUUGGUAUUCGAUGAAGAAGGCAAUCCUCAUCAAGUAUAUGAAUUGGAGGAUGAAGAAGAUUUCCGAGCCAGAGGCACAGCUGAGGAACAACGAGUCAAAUUCUUGGGAGAGGAGGCUGAAAGAGUUCGUGAAGCAGAUCUCCUUGAUAAACAAACGGCCAAGGAUAAGAAACGAGACAAGCGUGAGAAACGUAAAGCAAGAGAAGCAGCAUUGGAUGAUGAUAGCGAAGCGCCAGAAUUGGAUGAUGCUGAAGGUGAUGAAGAUCCCAUGGCUCUUCUCAGAUCUUUGCCUCUACCAGAAGACGAGGAAGAUGAGGAAGAUGAGGAUAGUACAGAAAGACCAGCGAAGAGACCUAAGAAAUGGUUCGAGGAUGAUUCUGAUGAUGAGAGGAAGGUGGCCAAGAGAAAGAGUCGUGUUAUUGAAGCGGCGGAUGAGCCUGAUACUUUGGAAGAUCUUGAGGCUUUGGCUGCUGGUCUUCUUAAUUAA